Molecule: messenger RNA, 1110 nt
Organism: Didymodactylos carnosus
Lineage: Eukaryota; Metazoa; Rotifera; Eurotatoria; Philodinida; Philodinidae
Source: the annotation of a GenBank genome assembly
AUGGAUGUGUCCGUCGAUCGUGUCAUUUCCAAAGAUGAAUCAAAAGAAGCAGAUGAUAUUUUGAAUACCAAAACUGGUGAGGACAUUACUCUUAUCUGGUACGAUCAGAAGAUUGACAUUGAAAUUCAAACUCUAAUGGACAAUACAAAUGAUUGCAACUAUCUGUGUUACACUUCCGAACAGCUCAAAGAGGAGGUGGAGAAGAAUGUGAAUGAAAAAAUUAUUUUAAUCGUGUCAGGUCAACUAGCUCAAGAAACGCUCUCUACGUUUCAUGGGAAAGAUGAUAUUGAUUCUGUUUAUAUUUUUUGUAAAAAAUCGCAACAAUAUCAGCCUUUAAUUGAUUCUAAAAAGUAUCCAAAACUUGUCGGUAUCUAUACACAGUAUAAAGAACUCUUCGACGUAAUUCAAAAACAAUUACGUAUACUGAUUAAAUUUCGAAUAUUCAGUCAGAAACCAAAAGCUUUUCGUCUUCUUUCAAACGAUUCAGGAGGAUAUUUAUGGUACCAAUUACUGAAAGACUUUCUCUUUAAAAUGCCAGUUACAGAGACUACUGAAAAAGAAAUGUUAGCUUGCUGUCGAUACCAGUACCGUUCUAAUCCGAAACAGCUGGAAAUGAUUGACGAAUUUGAAGAAAUUUAUGCAUCUCCUCAGGCAAUUACAUGGUACACUCGUGAUUCAUUUCUUUAUCGUAUUGUGAACAGAGCACUUAGGACACAAGAUAUUGAUGCGUUAAUGCAAUUACGCUAUAUUGUCACCGAUCUCUGUGCUCUUUUGAAGCAAACAAGCGAUGAACAGAAAGCAAAGCGAACGAAUCGAACACUCUAUCGUGGCUUGAGAUUAAGUGAUAUUGAGAUCGAACAACUAAAGGGAAAUGAAGGAAACUUGCUGGCUACAAAUGGGUUCUUGUCAACUACUCCUUCAUUAGCUGUAGCAGUAGCAUUUGCAGCGAAUGUAAUAUUCGAAAUUAAUAUGCAAGGAGUACCUAUGAAGGCCGUCCGAGAAAAAAUCAACCUUAUUUCUCGCCGUCAUUGGCUUAUCCGAUUUUCUCCAGCUUUGUCUGACGCUCCUUCGAUCUGGAAGUCCAGCAAAACUGUUUCUUAUUUUCUCUAG